Messenger RNA from Cucurbita maxima (winter squash), 1532 nucleotides. RefSeq names its product mitogen-activated protein kinase kinase 2-like. NCBI's taxonomy places the organism in Eukaryota, Viridiplantae, Streptophyta, Magnoliopsida, Cucurbitales, Cucurbitaceae. The transcript is spliced from 9 exons. Gene Ontology annotation, cellular component: cytoplasm. Gene Ontology annotation, biological process: protein phosphorylation. Gene Ontology annotation, molecular function: ATP binding; protein serine/threonine kinase activity. The record is from RefSeq and is a predicted model, not a curated record. Bases 125 to 1192 code for a protein of 355 amino acids.
AGAUGUCUUUGACGGUUCUCUGAAUUGAAUCUCUCUCCCAGUCAUCGAAUCAUCACAAGAAGCUUUGAUUUGAGUAUCGAUUCUACAGGGGUUGAAGCCUGGAAGUGGAAGAUAUCCACCAUCAAUGAGGAAGGGAGGCUUAAGCAACAAUCUCAACCUCAAACUCAGUCUCCCUCAAGAAGACCAAUCCAUAGCCAAGUUCCUAACGCAGAGCGGCACGUUUAAGGAUGGUGAUCUGCUUGUAAACAGAGAUGGAGUUCGGAUUGUUUCUCAGAGCGAAGUUGAAGCACCACCUCCGAUUAAGCCUACAGAUGAUCAGUUGAGUUUAGCGGACAUAGACACAAUUAAAGUCAUUGGAAAAGGAAAUGGUGGAACUGUGCAAUUAGUUCAGCACAAAUGGACUGCUCAGUUUUUUGCAUUGAAGGUAAUUGAGAUGAAAAUUGAGGAGUCUUACCGCAGGCAGAUUGCUAAAGAACUGAAAAUCAAUCAAUCAGCACAGUGUCCCUAUAUUGUUGUCUGUUACCAAUCUUUCUAUGAUAAUGGGUUGAUAUAUAUCAUUUUAGAGUACAUGGAUGGUGGAUCUUUAGCUGAUUUUCUGAAAAAGGUUAAAAAAAUUGAAGAACCAUAUCUUGCUGCCAUUUGUAAGCAGGUGCUGAAGGGGCUGAUGUACCUUCACCACGAAAGACACAUCAUCCAUAGGGACUUGAAGCCUUCUAAUUUAUUAGUAAAUCAUAGAGGGGAAGUAAAGAUUACCGACUUCGGUGUGAGUGCGAUUAUGGCAAGCACAACUGGAGAGGCUAAUACUUUCGUUGGCACAUAUAACUAUAUGUCUCCAGAGAGAAUUAUUGGAAAUCGACAUGGCAAAAAAAGUGACAUUUGGAGCUUGGGGCUGAUAUUACUUGAAUGUGCAACCGGCAAAUUCCCUUAUUCUCCACCCGAGAAAGAUGGAGGAUGGGAUAACUUUUAUGAUCUUAUGGUAGCCAUUGCUGAGGGCGAACCUCCUUCUGCUCCAGCCGACCAGUUUACUCCCAAUUUCUGUUCCUUCAUUUCUGCAUGUUUGCAAACGGAGCCGAAGGAUAGACUGUCAGCACGUGAACUUUUGGAACACCCUUUCGUCAAAAUGUAUGAAGAUACAGAUAUUGACCUGUCAUCUUACUUCAAUGAUGCAGGGACUCCACUUGCAACGUUCUAAAUUUGAUCUGGCUUGCAGGGGAUGGACAAGGAUUACGCCGCCAUCUCACAUUCUCCUGAAUGCUGCUUGUUUUACUUCAGUUUGUCUGAUUGAAAGAGGAGUUUCAAUCAGAACUGGAUGAUUGUUGUUCCUUUAUUGGUCACAUUUUAGAUCCGGUUCUGAUCCUUCUCGAGGAUGAUUCAGAAGGAUACCGGGAUGUUAUGUUGUGCAAAGAGAUUUCACAUCGUGGCCUUUUCUUGUAAGAUUUUGUAAUCCCAUUCUACUACUCACCAUGUAAAAUUUGGAGCAUCAAUGAUUUAAUACAUGUAUGACAGAAGCACUGUGCAUAAAUUUUAAUCCC